Globicephala melas (long-finned pilot whale) is the source of this 636-nucleotide messenger RNA. RefSeq names its product stimulator of chondrogenesis 1 (gene SCRG1). The record is from RefSeq and is a predicted model, not a curated record. Gene Ontology annotation, cellular component: neuron projection terminus; Golgi apparatus. NCBI's taxonomy places the organism in Eukaryota, Metazoa, Chordata, Mammalia, Artiodactyla, Delphinidae.
GAAGCGUCUGCGGGCAGGUCUCGCAGCCCUGUCUCCCGCCCCCCCCUCCUCUCCCCGGUCCUGGCUGGUGGGCGACAAGGCAGACAAAGGUCCGUUUGUAACCUCCUUCCAGCACCUCCUCUCUUCUCCUUUUGCCCAAACUCACCCAGUGAGUUGGAGCAUUUCAGAAGAUUCCUCUGUCAAGAAGACCAAAGGAAAGGAGAAGAAAAAGGGGCCAAAAGCCAAAAUGAAAUUUAUAGUACUUGCUGUCACCGUUGGACUAACUUUGCUGCUAGGAGUCCAAGCCAUGCCUGCAAAUCGCCUCUCUUGCUACAGAAAGAUACUGAAAGAUCGCAACUGUCACAAUCUUCCAGAAGGAGUAGCUGACCUGACAAAGAUUGAUGUAAACAUCCAGGAUCACUUCUGGGAUGGGAAGGGAUGUGAGAUGAUCUGUUACUGCAACUUCAGUGAAUUGCUCUGCUGCCCAAAAGAUGUCUUCUUUGGACCAAAGAUCUCUUUCGUGAUUCCUUGCAACAAUCACUGAGAAUCAUCCUGUAUUCCAGACAACACCAUUCUUAAUUCCCCACAAACCACACUCUAACAGUGUAGCUGUAUUUCUGGUUCCUAUGCAGUGCAAUAAAGCACAGAUUCUAUAAA